AUGGAAGAACUCAUCGAAGUAUGGAAGAGAGUCGAAAUAACAGAUUCUGGCCGAAGAGCUGUGAAAGAAAAGGUCACCAAUGUUCUCAAGCGAGUCGUGCUUGGGGAUGAGGCCACCGUUGAUGCAGCCACCACAGACGCAGAUUUAAGAGAGCUUGGGACUGUAGCAGGUGCCGUCAUUCAUGCCAGCAGAAAAGCUGAAGUACCCCCUGAUUGGGGCUGGGAAGGUCGCUAUUACGAAAUGGUAAAAAAUUCCGAAGAUAACUGGAAUGAUCUCUUGAGGCUUCUAUACGAAUUCACACCUGACAUCGAUGUACAAGCAGUGGCCAACAUCUUGGACGUUGACAACCAUAUUGUCUGGGAGAUGCCACAAAACUGCUUCCAUUAUCCGGGCAUCAUGUUGGAUAUCUCCACCUUCAAGCCUCCUGUGUGGAAUGAAGAAGACAAAUCUGUGUUUGGCAAUGAACAUCACAUCUUGGAGAAGGAUCCUGCGUAUGGAUUUUAUUUCAACCGACAAGUUGGCGUUCAAGAUUGGGGUUGGUCGGAAAGUAAGACAGAAAUGCCGUUAACAAGACCAGAAAGAUGUCGUAUGUUUUGGUUCAGAACGACACCAAUAGUACCAAAAUGGGCCAUCGGUUGCAUGAAAAAACUGGGCUGGGAAGAAGGAGGCGGCUUGGGAGCCCAUAUCGAAGGCCGGCUGGGAUAUGUCAAACUCUUAGAGGCUACUGAGGAAGGUGAAAUGGUUGCUUGCCACAAUCCUCGUGACGAAUCACAUUGGGAGGACUACAACUUCGACGCAUCAAAACCGAAUCACGAAGAGUAUCAUUACUACAAACUUGAGAUGAUAUUCGUCUCACCGAAAGACCUUGAGGAAAUGUUGGAGAUGGCUGCUGCAACUCUGCCAGGAGUCUUCCGCGAACCCUGGAACGAAUUUCACAUCAGAAAAGAGCAAGAGGGUGUCCGUAAGAACGCCGAAAUGGAAGCUUUUAGGGAGUUCACAAAGCGGGGUGUGUUGAAGGAUCGGGAGUAUGUAUGUUCGAAGCAUGCAAGAUACAUGAAGCGUGCUGCAAAGCAGGUGGCUUAG
Messenger RNA from Botrytis fragariae, 1083 nucleotides. RefSeq lists its product as uncharacterized. The record is from RefSeq and is a predicted model, not a curated record. The transcript is spliced from 4 exons. NCBI's taxonomy places the organism in Eukaryota, Fungi, Ascomycota, Leotiomycetes, Helotiales, Sclerotiniaceae. The coding region runs from base 1 to 1083 and encodes 360 amino acids.